Clupea harengus (Atlantic herring) is the source of this 2703-nucleotide messenger RNA. It is a transcript of the gene lnpka, whose product is annotated as lunapark, ER junction formation factor a. Gene Ontology annotation, biological process: endoplasmic reticulum tubular network organization. Gene Ontology annotation, cellular component: endoplasmic reticulum tubular network. NCBI's taxonomy places the organism in Eukaryota, Metazoa, Chordata, Actinopteri, Clupeiformes, Clupeidae. The record is from RefSeq and is a predicted model, not a curated record.
UUGUUUGAUCAAGAUGGACUGUGUUUUAAUAAUAUUUGUUUUGGCAGGUCGCCGCCAUGUUAUACACUGAAUCGUUUCGCUUAUCAGCUAGUAAAGCCGUCUUCGUAUGUCUGCAGCCAGUGUAGCCAUAACGUUAGCUCUACUGCCACUUGGCAACAAGUCGGAAGGGCUAUGAGUUUAGCGAUAGGUUGCUAGUUGUAAUGUUAUCUAUCUAGUAAGUGCACUACGAUGGAUAUGUAAUGUUUUAAACUUUUAAUGCAACAUUCACCAACUAGAAUUACUCAUAACCCCCAAGUGCAUCGAGGUAGUUUGAUAGCCAGUUCAUCACUAUUUGUGAGUUUUUCUAAUGGGUUAGCAGUGCCCUUUGCACUAGCUUGCCAACACGUCAGCUAACGACGCCAGCUAUGAACGGAAGACGGAUGCAGGCUAAUGUACUAUGUAGCUAGACAACAUUGCACUAAAGUGUAGAGGUUUUCCAUUCUGGGACUGCUGAGAUAAAACCCAGGCUUAAACGUGGGACAGCAUUGGGUCUGAGAAGAGAUGGGACUUAUAGUAUCCCGGUGGAGGGCUAAGCCCACCACUGUUGAAGUUUUGGAAGGCAUUGAUAAGGAUAUGCAGGCCCUUGAAGAGUACGGAGAAAAGAAUCAGAGACAGUUGAAGUUAUGGGUGGCGAGACUACUCAUGUACUCGACCCUCCUCUACCUCAUCAGUUCUGUAGUUGUGUAUGUGUGGUACCUCCCAGAGCAGAUGGUGGGAAGACUGAUCCUGGUUCUGCCAUUUCUAGUGUUUCCACUAUUAGUAUGGUUCCUGAGGAAACUCAUGAUCGCCUUGUUUUCUAAAAGCACAGAACGAAAUAAUGAAAAAUUAGAAGACCUUAAAUCACAAAAAAGAAAAAUACUUGAACAGGUGAUGGAAACAGAAACCUACAAAAAUGCUAAACUGAUUCUGGAAAGGUUUGAUCCGGAGUCAAAGAAGAAAAUAGAGCUGGAAUCCACACCCCUUCGGCCACCAAUGACUCCAAGAAUAGGCCAAGAGCUGCGCCAGAGAAAUGUCACUCCACGUCCAGUGCCUAUGGUGGCCCCCAGCCCUGGUUCCGCCCGCCCCCCUAUUGCACCGCCGGCAAAAUCUUCCGACGCAACCCCCCAUGCUGCCCCUGGAGGGCCCCCAGAGAGGAACCUGUCCGCUAUGGCUCUCCAUCAGAACUUCAUCAGAAGACCCAUGGCCUUUGGAACUCCAGUGCCUGGCAUAGGAAUGCACCCCCCUGGUCCACCCCUGGCCAGACCCAUUCUCCCCCGAGAGAGGGGUGCCAUGGACAGGGUCAUUGAGUACUUUGUUGGGGAUGGUCCACAGAACAGAUAUGCCCUUAUAUGCCAGCAGUGCCUUUCGCAUAACGGCAUGGCAUUAAAAGAGGAAUUUGAAUACAUCGCCUUCCGUUGUGCCUACUGCUAUUUCUUGAACCCGGCGAGGAAGACGCGGCCCCAGGCCCCACGGCUGCUCGAGCCCAUCGCCGAUAAGAGGAUGAGUGCUGACCCCGCCGCGCCCACACCUGCUGCCCCCGCGGCGGAGGCUGACCCUUUCCCUGCUGCCACAGGAGAGGGUGAGGCGGCUCCCGCAGCUGAGUGCGAGGCUCCAGAGUUGGAGGAGCAGCAGCCGGCUGUAGAGGAGUCCGCUGUAGAGGAGUCCGCUGUAGAGGAGCCGGCUGUAGAGGAGUCCGCUGCAGAGGACCCUGCCACAGACACUCCCCAAAGUCUGGAGCCCAAGGAGACCCCGUCAGACAAGUCCGACGAGGAACAGGACGUGUCUGCCAUGGAGGUGGAGUGAAGCGGACGCGAACGAGGAAAGGAAUUUCACACAGUGUUUGAAGAACGCUUAGUCCAAGCAUUUCACCUGCUCUCCUAUUUUGGUGUAGCUGAGUUUUGUUUAAUUUAGUUCUUUCUUUCUUUUGGCUGUUUUCUUUUUUUUUAUGUUCUUAAUGAUGGAUCAUCGAUGCUGUAAAGUGUGAUGGAGAAAGCGGUCACAUUCAUGAAAUGCCAAUGGCGGUGUGAAAAAGGGAUUGUAUGUAAAUAUUCAGUCAUAUUUCAGAUGGCGUUAAUUAAAAUAAAAAGUCUGUUUGAAAUAGUUCAAGUAGCCAAAUCCUCAGUUUCCAUAUUGUUUUACACCUUCUUCUGUCUUCUUUCACGCAAACGAGCACUUGUUAACCCAAGACAUGGACUGAUUUUAAGUUUGUUCACAUCCAGUAGGAAUAAGCACAGUUUUAGCUAUAAGUGAGUUUUUUUUGUUUGUUUGAAAAAAAAUGUCUUGCCAUGUUCACACACUGUUCUGUACCAUGUUUGAAUGUAUUUCUGUGUUCUAGUUUUCAUACAAUAAUGAAAAAAUACAAUUUCUGAUGUAAUUACAUAUUUAUAAUAUUUAUACAAAUAUUUAGGUCUAAGGUACAGUGCCUUUCAAGAAAAGUAUUGAGUUGGUUUUAAAACGGACACCAGCCACAUGUUUACAAUUCUGGUACAGUCAUAGGAAUGUUUAUUUAUUUCAUCCAAGGAAGCUGAACGUACCGCAAUAUACUAAACCAGUGUGCCUUUGUACGUUGCAUUUUACAAGAUAAAGGAAGAUAUGUAAAGUGUGUUAUUUUUUCAAUCUGUAGCCAAUGUGCUCACGAAGACGUAAAUGCCAUAGAUAUGUCAAUAAAGUAUUUUUUAAAAAGCU